AUGGACGCACUAGACCGUCGAGACGAUACGACUUGCGGAAAUUCACAACAGUGGUAUAUCUGCUCAGCUGGGAAUUUUCGCGGCUGCUGUGCGAGCGAUCCUUGCUCUUCAGGGAUCUGUUUUGACGAUAAUGUGAGCCUUUUGCAUUUGACGAGUGCCGCGAGCUCUACUUCAUCUACAACCUCGAGUAAGGGCACGAGCACGAGUACGACUACGAGUUCAAGUACAACUACUAUCUCUACUAUACCUUCUACAGCGAGCUCGCAUACUUCCUCUUCGACGACAUCAGUAUCUUCUGUUGAUAAAUCUGCGCCAGUAGCCUCCGAUAGCACGAAAUCUUCGACUGCAACUUCGACUGCUACGACCACAUCUUCAGCAGCUGCGGCUGCGUCGACCGGCAGUCGAUCGUCCAGCAAAGGACCCAUCAUCGGUGGAAUAGCUGGAGCAAUUGCCGCUCUGACGCUCAUCAUCCUGCUCUUUUGGUUCUGCAGGCGACGGAGAACGCGACGUGGCAAAUCAUAUACUUUUCAUCUGCGGCGGUCUCCAUCGACCAAAUCCUUGCACAACCGAGAAAUGGCCUCUGUCUCCAAAACAGAGCUGUCACUUUCGGAAACAAAUUCGGCUCAUCUGACUAAGGAGUCUCCCCAUGGCAGUCAAACUACUUCAGCGCCAGCCAACUCGAAUACAAACUCCAAUCUCUUGCCUCCCGGUUCAACUGCAGCCUCAAGUCUGAAUGUCUCAUCCUUUUCGCCUGACCCAUCAGAAUUCUCAACCCUCAGCUCGGGGGUCCUCACUACUUCAUCAGGCGGAUUUGUUCGACUCCCACCUCUACGAAUGCCAUCGCCACUGCCUAUGCCACCGCCGCCCAACGAAAAGCCAGGAAGUAUCUCCGAAGCCGAAUCUCAGACGGCCGAACUCUCAGACACGGGCUUCUACAGACAACGCGCCGAACUAGCAGGCCAUUCACAAAGCGAACUGAUAAACAUCCCUCCCGAAAGAAGACAGCGUAACAAAAGUCCCCUCGCACAAGCCCAGAAUGCCGGACGCUCAUGGGAAUCAUCACCAUCCUUGAAUAGCGGCAGCAGGGAUUCUAGCCCCCGAUCAGCGGUUGAUAAGAACGGCAGCUCAUCGCUCACGAGUCGAACGACCGCACGAAGAGUCGUUACUAGGAGCGGAGUCGUCAUGGGCGCAAAUCUAGAUCGAUACUCGACGGGGCGAGAUCUCGAGCAUGCGGAAAGGGGUAAGAAGAGUGAUUCUGGGCAGGAACAUGUUAUGAGUUUUAUGACGUUUGGUGGAAAUGAGUUUGAGAUGGUGCAGAGGAGGGGGUCUAGUCCUGGGCAGGUGAAUGGGUCAGUGAGUAUUGCGGGAGGAAAUGUACGUGGGCAGAGUUUAGUGUCUGAGGUUGUUCCUCAGGAGGUUGGUGCUUCGCCGAUUGGGGAGGCUCCGCCUGCUUAUGCUGCUGGGGGUGUGUCGCCGAGGCAGGAUGAGAAGUCUCCUUCGGGGACGAUUGAAUUGGGUAUUAAUAGGAGAGAGUGAAGAUGGAAAUUGGGGGUUUCUUUUGGAAGAUGUAUGAGAAGACAAUGUUGCAC
Molecule: messenger RNA, 1589 nt
Organism: Penicillium brasilianum
Lineage: Eukaryota; Fungi; Ascomycota; Eurotiomycetes; Eurotiales; Aspergillaceae
Source: the annotation of a GenBank genome assembly